AGCAGCUCUGCUCAUCCAACCUCUUUCCUUCCAGGGAUGAGGAGAACCUUCCCAAAGCUCUCCCUGCCCGCUGCCAGGAUCAGGUGGCAGUGCCCGUCCCGCUCCCGGGAUUCGCUCAUCCUCUGAAACCCGAUUCUCUUUUUGGAAGACUUCUCCUGCCCUGCGUUCCCGUAAAUAGGUUCUCCUGCCGACCUUCCCGCCCGGGCAUUGACAUUUCUCCCGUGCCACGGGAAGGAGGAAAGGUCUCGACGGGGCUUGGAGCGUGAUUAGGUUUUUUCCAUGUUUUCUGCUUCCGUCCCGUUUCCCAAUGGAAGAGGCACGUUAUUCCCUCGGAAGCGCUCGCUGCGACGUCCUUGCGCUGCCCAUCUUCAAGCAGGAAGAAUCCAAUUUGCCUCCGGAAAACGAGAACAAAAUCCUGCCCUUCCAGUAUGUGCUGUGUGCCGCCACUUCCCCGGCCGUCAAGCUCCACGACGAGACACUCACUUAUCUCAACCAAGGCCAGUCCUAUGAAAUCCGGAUGCUGGACAACAGGAAGAUCGGGGAGUUGCCGGAGAUCAAUGGGAAGCUGGUAAAGAGCAUAUUCCGGGUGGUGUUCCAUGACCGGCGGCUGCAGUACACGGAGCAUCAGCAGCUGGAGGGCUGGCGGUGGAACCGGCCUGGAGACAGGAUUCUGGACAUAGAUAUCCCGAUGUCUGUGGGCAUCAUCGACCCGAGAGCAAACCCAACGCAGCUGAACACGGUGGAGUUCCUGUGGGAUCCUUCAAAGAGAACGUCGGUGUUCAUCCAGGUUCACUGCAUCAGCACGGAGUUCACCAUGCGGAAGCACGGAGGAGAGAAGGGGGUGCCUUUCCGGGUCCAGAUAGACACGUUCAAGGAGAACGAGAAUGGAGAGUACACGGAGCACCUGCACUCCGCCAGCUGCCAGAUCAAGGUCUUCAAGCCCAAAGGAGCUGAUCGGAAGCAGAAGACGGACAGGGAGAAGAUGGAGAAGCGAACACCUCACGAGAAAGAGAAAUACCAGCCGUCCUACGAGACGACGAUCCUGACCGAGUGUUCGCCUUGGCCGGAGAUAACAUACGUCAACAACGCCCCAUCCCCUGGCUUUAAUAGUUCCCACAGCAGUUUUUCCAUUGGCGAAGGGAAUGGCUCUCCAAACCACCAGCCCGAGCCACCCGCUCCGAUCGCAGAUGUAAGUCACACCCCAGAGCUUGUGCUUGUGAACCUCCUGCCCACCAGCACGCCCCAGGAGGCUCAGCAGUGGCUGCACCGGAACCGUUUCUCCACCUUUUCUCGGCUAUUCAGAAACUUCUCAGGUGCGGACCUGCUGAAGCUGACCAGGGAAGACGUGAUCCAGAUCUGCGGCCCUGCGGAUGGCAUCCGGCUCUUCAACGCCCUGAAAGGCCGGAUGGUGAGGCCCAGGUUGACCAUCUACGUCUGCCAGGAGUCCCAGCAGCUGCGAGACCUCCAGCAGAAACACGAGGACGGGGACACGGGAACCAGCACGUUUUUUGUGUACCACGCGAUCUACCUGGAGGAGCUGACGGCGUUGGAGCUGACGGAGAAGCUGGCCCAGCUCUUCAGCAUCUCUUCCCAACAAAUCAGCCAGAUUUACAAGCAGGGGCCGACGGGGAUACACGUGCUCAUCAGUGACGAGAUGAUACAGAACUUCCAAGAUGAAUCCUGUUUCGUUCUGGACACCAUGAAAGCCGAAACCAAUGACGGUUACCACAUCAUCCUAAAAUAGGAGGGGAGGCAGAGGAGCGCCCGCGAGCCUCUCGGUGCCCACGCAGACCCCUCGCUUCCAGCGCAAGGACAGGAGCAGAGAUCUGGAAGCACCUGGACACCCUCUGGAAAGACUCCGAGCUGCUGGUUGCUCGGUUGUCUCUCUUGUAGGGAUCUUCCUUGCUCUGAUGGUGUUUGGUCGCCAUCGAUGGUGAUGUGUUGAUGAACUUCUGGAGCUCUGAGGCUUGGAGUGACCAGGUCACGCUCUCAUGCAGGAGAAAUUUGCUUUUGGGACCUACCACCUGCAUGAGGGCUUUCUCCAGGCCGGCGUGCUCUGCUUCUCUGAGAGGCAUCGGCUCCCGUGGCGCUCAAAGACUGGCAAGCAAACAUGAAUUCCAGUGGCCCAGCGAGGCCAGUUGGGCUUUGGGCAGAUAUUGAGCUUGAGCGGAGCUCAACCAAGCGCUGUGCUGAGCUGGGGGAGCGGCAGCUGGGGGCACGAGGGCUUUCCUAAAAGAUUUUGUGAAGCUUUCAUUUUACUAUUACAACGCGUCUCUUAGAAAAAAGGUGGUGACUUCAUUUUUCUCCUCUCCACCCACCGGAAAAUGAUGUCAGAUGUGGCGCCGUCCUUUGGCGUAAGGUCGCCGGGAGCUUUAUAUGCAGAUUUGGGUGUGUAAAGCUGGAGCAAAACAUGGAGUGAAGCGGAGCUGGAUAAAGAAAUAGCUGA
This is a messenger RNA of Cuculus canorus (common cuckoo), 2446 nucleotides long. RefSeq names its product transcription factor CP2 (gene TFCP2). NCBI's taxonomy places the organism in Eukaryota, Metazoa, Chordata, Aves, Cuculiformes, Cuculidae. Gene Ontology annotation, biological process: positive regulation of transcription by RNA polymerase II. The record is from RefSeq and is a predicted model, not a curated record. Gene Ontology annotation, cellular component: nucleus. The coding region runs from base 308 to 1744 and encodes 478 amino acids. The transcript has 15 exons. Gene Ontology annotation, molecular function: RNA polymerase II cis-regulatory region sequence-specific DNA binding; DNA-binding transcription activator activity, RNA polymerase II-specific.